This is a messenger RNA of Strongylocentrotus purpuratus (purple sea urchin), 1207 nucleotides long. RefSeq names its product proton-coupled folate transporter-like. Gene Ontology annotation, cellular component: plasma membrane. Gene Ontology annotation, molecular function: transmembrane transporter activity. The record is from RefSeq and is a predicted model, not a curated record. NCBI's taxonomy places the organism in Eukaryota, Metazoa, Echinodermata, Echinoidea, Camarodonta, Strongylocentrotidae. The annotation marks the transcript as partial. The transcript is spliced from 5 exons. Gene Ontology annotation, biological process: transmembrane transport.
AUGGCUAUUGGGCGAGGUUUGUACAAAUAUGUGGCCACCGAGCAUGUACUGAUUGUGUACAUGUUGGCCUAUAGCCCCAUCAUCCCCACCCAGACGCAAUACAUUGAGAAGCGAAUCAUAGAGCAGCUGGGAGUCGUCAACUUCACCAGUCCAAGUGUGACGCCAACAAGUCCAGUCCUGAGUAUAGACUCGGGAGAAGGUACAGCAGGAGUCCAGCGUAUGGUCCCUGUACCUCACCGCAACCUUGCCCUCGCUGUGAUAUUCUCGGCAAACAUCUGGGGGGCGCUUGAGCGACAAGUCGGCCGCCAUGUCGCGCUCGUCAUGCCCUGCGUUGGCCUUGCUGCGAACAGCGCCGUCAACCUCCUUGCGCAAGGGAUCGGCGGCGACAUCACGACCUUCAUCGUUGGCUGUGCAGGGUACAACUCGGACGUGACGAUGCCGGAGAGUCGGGAGCGUACUAUCCGCUUCAUCCUGAUCGACGUCUUUUACUGCUUUGCGGGGAGCAUAUGCCAGUUUUCGCUGGGGUUCAUCAUCAGAACAUUCGGCUUCGAGGCACCCCUACCUGUCUGUCAUCGGUUUCGUCGUGAUCACGGCAGGCUUCAUAAUCUGUCUUUUGCCGGACCGACGCGUGGCCGACACCGUACUUUCGUCAACUCCAGCGAGGAAGAAGUCCCCUCGAAUCCACUGAACAUCGUUAAGAACGUCCGUCGCGUGUUCACGCAGGACAAACUCCGUGGUUGGCUCCUGGCCGGUUUCAACUAUAUCAUUUUCUCCAACAUACUGGUUUCUGUGGCGUGGGUGGCUAUCAGUGUGCUGUACAAUACAGGGGAAGCCGUUUUGUGUAUUGUCGGAGGAACUGUAGUCUGCAAGUAUCUGUCCAAAUUUUGGGCGAUGCAUCUUGCCUCUCUCACCAUUGUCGCCUCCCUGGUGAUCACGGCCGUCGCCCAGAAUUACUUGACGCUGUACUUGGGUUUGCAGCCGGAUUUUUACGUUUCUGACGACCCGCUGUGCAGGACAAGCAUGGCCAACCUGGUGGGCCCUAAUCAACAAGGGGUUGUUUUUGCCUUCAGCGGUUGCCUAAUGAGCCUGGCUGGUUUCCUGUCUCCCAUCAUCUUCAAUGCCAUCUACAGCAGCACUCUGCAUUUCAUGACUGGAUUCGUCUACCUGACCAUGGCGCUGCUAGUCCUGAUUUCAUGGGGUGCAUUGU